Messenger RNA from Apodemus sylvaticus (European woodmouse), 2607 nucleotides. RefSeq lists its product as uncharacterized. Lineage: Eukaryota; Metazoa; Chordata; Mammalia; Rodentia; Muridae. Bases 1 to 2607 code for a protein of 868 amino acids. The transcript has 3 exons. The record is from RefSeq and is a predicted model, not a curated record.
AUGUCAGAAAAUUUUCAAAAUUCACCUUUCUUUGGGACAGAAAGGGCUCGGCAGCCUUCUCUGCCUCUGCUGAGCAACUCCACCCAGUCUGCAGGAAGGGUGUGCAACUACUCCAGGGUCUCCACCCCAGAUGUGAGUUCAGCAUGGCUUCUGCCAUCAGCAUCCAGCACUUCUCUCCAGCCACUCAUGGGUAAUGCCUAUCUUAACCCACAUGCUGGCACAACCAUGCUGACAGUGCUGACUGAGCAGGGCCAGAUCUCCACCUCGGCACCCUCCUAUCCAGGUGCUCUCAAGUGGGAUUUCCCUGGAAGCACAGAUAGGAGGGAAAAUGCACUCCAGGAGUUCAAUGUAGCUAUCAUUGACCAGGACACUACACUCUCCUCCCUGGCUGUGACAAACCAGUGUGAAAAAAUUUUAGAUCCCAAUGCCAUAGUUCCUUUCUAUCCAACACUAUCUACCAGCUUUGUCCAGGUCACACCACCGCAGAUGCCAAAUCAAGGAUACAGCCUGGCUCCUUCCUACCAGGAGGGUAGCCAGGUCUAUUACUAUGAGCACAACAGCCUGGGCCCUCUGAUAGCUGGAGAAUUUGGGCAGUGUGUGCAGGCCCAUGGCUCUGUGUCCUACCCUGGGAGUCAGACCUCUGCGCUCCAACCAGAGAUGGUGAUGGUGUUAAAGGAGAUUCAGCCAAGGAAUGUCCAAAUACCACUCUUUACCUCUGCCUUCUCCUAUUCCACAUCUGCUCAAUCCAUGGCAGACAACAGUCUUCCCGUGGUUCAAAUGGAGACAUCCCUGGGAUUGGCACCUUCAGGCCUGACACAAUGUCAGCUACAGAGUCCAGAACUCUGCAACACCUGUACCCAGGUUUCCCAGAUAGGGCCACCAGCUGUCAACGGGGACAGGGCAUUAACAGCUCCCAUCCACAGUCCUUCAGAAUUCCUGGCCUUGCCUCCACCUCCAAGCCUGGAACAAACAGAGAACAAAAACAUGGCUGAGAUAAAAGAUGAGUUUUUAAAGACUCUGGAUGCCCAUGAGGGCACAAAAGAAAACCAAGACACACCGAUCGAGACUUUAGAACCACCUGACUCACAGCAGCCUCUGCACUGCACUGAUACUGAGAGCCUAAGGCAGAAGCCUGCUUCUGAUAAUGCCCAUUCGGGAGGCAUCAGCAUGGGCCUGAAAGAGCUUGAGGGGCUAGAGAAUGAGACUGGAUCCAGCUUUGACUUUAAAGACAUCACUACACUUGAGGCAGACAUUCAACUUCCACAACUUCUCAGCACCCUCACAGACAUAGACCAGGAUCAGUCCUGUGAAAACUGGAGAGUCAUCAGUGGCCCCUCUGACCAAGUGAGGAAGAACAAACACAAAUCCUCUGAGCUGCUUGAGGGGGCUCCUCAGGCCAAACUCCAGCACCGGGACCUGGCAGAGGGAGAGGGGGCUGUGUGUGUUGCUGGGGCCAGUGACAGGGCUAAUGAAACCAUGGCCAAGCACCUGGAGGGCAAAGCUCCCAAAGCUCCCCCCAGCAAGAACAGAAGAGUUAGGAGACAGGGGCAAGGAAGACCAAGUGGACCAGAGAACAACUCCAAGAAAACAGAGGAGCUUAAGCAAUCGAGGAACAGAGCCAAAGCAGAAGAGAAGCCCACCAUCCCCAAGACCAAGAGGAAGAGGAAUCCACCUGAGCUCAGCCAAAACAGCUUCAAGAAGCCUCGAACCCACCUUGGCAUGCACAUGCUGGAGUCCGUGCAGGUCUUCCACCCUCUGGGGAAGAAGAAUGAGAAGAAAACUGGCAUCUCCUCCUUCGGGGGUCUGAGAACCUUCACCAGCAACAAAGAUCCAGGCCCACGCCCAGUUACCACAACAAUGCUAAACAGACCAUGUGAGGGCCAGGGCCCUCCCAAAAGCCCAGGGAAGGUUCAGAGAGCAGAGAGCAGUGCUGACAAAGAAUGUCUAUCUCCAUCCCAGUACGAGCUGCCCCCAGCUGGGAAGGUCAGGUUAGUACCUCUGCCUUUUCCAACCCUGGACAAGCCUCAAGCCAGACCUGCUUCUAGAAAGCCCCUCCCCCUGGCUUCACGCAGGCCCACGGCAGCUUGCCCUGUGCAGCCUCAGUCUCACUCGGCUCAACCUAGCACACUCAGGCCAACUCAACCAGCUCCUGUCAGCACAUCUUUGAUGGCCCCUGCCAAGCCAGCUCCUCCAAUUUCCUCCAGUGCCACACAACCUAAUGUAGCCAACCCCAUCCAGUCUAGUGCUGCACCACAGGUGGCUACUUCGAGGCCUGCACCUUGCAGAGCAUCAUCUCACACUUCUUUCCAGAAAGAGCUUGUUUCUGCUGCCAAGAACAAGGUGCCAUCACCACCCAAACCUCAAACACAAUAUCUGCUGCAAGACUUCAGCCGCCAACCCAUUCCAUGGAAGAAAGUUGACAUUCUCGGGCCAGUUGUCUCACAACCCAUCACAAAAGAGCAGAGGCCAGAGAGGGAGGCCAUGAAGAGGCGGGCCCAACAGGAGCGCGAGAAUGCUGCCAAGAACGGCUCUUCUGGAAAACUGCAGCUUUUCCUUCAGAGGGAGAAGGAUAUGGAAAUUUCUCAAUAUUAUGGCUAUGCAAUGUAA